ACUCCACAUUAAUAUUCGGAAAGAAGAUGAGUCAAAGUUCUCAUCCCUCCGCAUAAAAGGCAACCCUAACAAAAAGUACAAACACCAAACUACCCUCCACCGACUACCACUAUUUUCCACAUCUCAAGGGUAUUUCAGUCAUUCCACCAUCUCUCACUCUCUCUAAACUCAUUCUAUAUAUAUCACACAACAUAGUGAAAACAGAGGAAACAGAGGAAAACAGGGGAGGGAAGAACAGAAUAUGGGAAUCCUCAAAGAUCAACAUCAUUCUCUGUUUCUCCUCCUCAACAUCAUCAAUGUUUUAGCAUCAUUCUCAGUUCAAUCAGCAGAGCCUCCAUUUUCUUGUGCCUCAAUCCCCUCCAAGAACUACAAUUUCUGCAAUGCCAAGUUAAGCAUAGAACAGAGAGUUGCUGACUUGAUCUCUAAACUCACUCUGGAUGAGAAGAUAUCUCAGUUAGGUGAUAUAGCUCCUGCCAUUCCUCGUCUCGGCAUCCCUGCAUACAAAUGGUGGUCAGAGUCAUUGCAUGGUGUGUCGAACUCCGGCAAAGGGAUCCAUUUCAAUGGCACAAUUCAGUCUGCUACUAGUUUUCCUCAAGUCAUUCUCUCUGCUGCUUCUUUCAACCCCAACCUUUGGUACCUUAUAGGACAAGUCAUUGGAACAGAGGCUAGAGCGGUAUACAAUGCUGGGCAAGCUGAAGGGUUGACAUUUUGGGCACCGAAUAUUAAUGUGUUCAGAGAUCCUAGGUGGGGGAGAGGGCAGGAGACUCCGGGAGAGGACCCGGAGACGGUGAGCAGGUAUGCAGUGAGCUAUGUGAGGGGAAUGCAAGGAGAUUCAUUUAAUAACAAGAAAGGUGGUGUUACUGCUUCUUCUUCUUCUACUGGACUUAAGGUUUCAGCAUGCUGCAAACACUACACUGCUUAUGACUUGGAUAAUUGGGAGAAGGUUGUUCGUUAUACAUUUGAUGCCAAGGUAACAGCACAGGACUUGGCGGACACAUACCAACCACCAUUCCAGAGUUGUGUGCAGGAAGGGCAUGCAAGUGGGAUGAUGUGUUCUUACAAUAGAGUUAAUGGAGUUCCAACUUGUGCUGAUUAUAAUUUCUUGUCAAAGACCGCCAGGGCCUCCUGGGGUUUCUAUGGAUACAUCGUAUCGGACUGUGAUGCAGUUUCGAUAAUCCAUGACGCACAGGGCUAUGCAAAGGCACCUGAGGAUGCUGUCGCAGAUGUUCUUCAAGCAGGAAUGGAUGUGAACUGCGGCAAUUACGUGCAGAAAUACGCAGGCUCGGCCAUACAACAGAAGAAAAUAACAGAAAGUGACAUAAACAGAGCCCUCCAAAAUCUCUUCACAAUCAGAAUGAGACUGGGUCUCUUCAAUGGUAGCCCAAAGAACCAAGCCUAUGGAAAUAUCCCUCCAUCUCAAGUCUGUACUCAGGAUCACCAAAAUCUAGCUCUAGAAGCUGCUCGGGAAGGCAUUGUUCUUCUCAAGAAUUCAAACAACCUCCUCCCUUUUCCAAAGCAGGGAGUUGCAUCUCUUGGAGUGACAGGUCCAAAUGCAAAUAAUUUUACAACGCUCUUAGGCAACUAUGCUGGUCCUCCAUGCAAGUACAUCAGUCCAUUACAGGCGCUGCAAAGCUAUGUUAAGGACACCAAGUAUGUACCAGGUUGCAGUUCUGUGGCAUGUCCUUCUAGCUCUACAAGUGAAGCAGUGCAACUAGCGAGCUCAGUUGAUUAUGUGAUUAUGGUCAUGGGUUUGGACCUGACGCAGGAGAAGGAAGAGCUUGACAGAGAGAACUUGGUUCUCCCGGGAAUGCAGGAAAGCUUGAUUGCUAGUGUGGCAAAAGCUGCAAAGAAACCAGUGAUCUUGGUGUUGAUGUGUGGUGGUCCAGUGGACGUUACAUUCGCAAAGCUUGACGAUAAAAUUGGAGCCAUAUUAUGGAUCGGUUAUCCUGGUGAAGCUGGAGGAUUAGCAAUGGCAGAAAUUCUUUUUGGAGAACACAAUCCUGGUGGGAGAUUACCUGUUACUUGGUAUCCUCAGGAAUUCACCAAGGUGCCAAUGACCGAUAUGAGGAUGAGGGCAGACCCAGCCACAGGAUACCCAGGGCGCACCUAUAGGUUCUACACUGGCACACCAGUUUUCAAGUUUGGUUUUGGCCUGAGCUACUCCAAAUUCUCUUAUGAGUUUGUAUCUGUUGCUACCGAAGGCUCUGUUUACUUGAACAAAUCUGUUAAUCUCCUUGACCUCAAGAAAACCAGUGGUAAUAGUUAUGACACUAUGAAGAUCGGUUCUAAAGCUUGCAAAAAUCUAAAAUUCUCUGCCGUGGUUGGAGUUAAGAAUCAUGGACCUAUGGCUGGAAGGCAUCCUGUGAUGCUAUUCAAGCGUUCAUCUAGUACCUUGCAGGGAAGACCAAUGGAGCAAUUGAUCAGGUUCAAGAGUGUGCAGCUGGAUGCUGGCGAAGAAGCUAAUGUUGAGUUCAUUAUGAAUCCCUGUAAGCAUCUUGGUAGAACUGAAGUGGAUGGUGCUAAAGUUCUAGAUGAAGGGUCUCACUUCCUGGUGGUGGGAGAAAAGGAGUAUGAGUUAAGCAUCAUAGCUUAACUCUAUUAAGGGUCAGCUUUAAAGGAUUCAUGGAUGGAGUUCACAGAGAAAUAAAGAUGGGACUUCAUUCAUACAGAUUGUUCUUUUUCAAAGCAUCUAAUAUAUUGACAAAGCAUAAAAUGGCAAUAUGUCCAUGAAGUGUUCUAUGAUGUCAUUUUAAGAAAAUGCUUCUUCUUUUGUCUUUUGCAAAGUAGCAGUAAGUUGGAUAGUUUUGCAAAUCAA
Molecule: messenger RNA, 2815 nt
Organism: Dioscorea cayenensis subsp. rotundata (Guinea yam)
Lineage: Eukaryota; Viridiplantae; Streptophyta; Magnoliopsida; Dioscoreales; Dioscoreaceae
Product: probable beta-D-xylosidase 7
Biological process (GO): arabinan catabolic process; xylan catabolic process
Cellular component (GO): plant-type cell wall
Molecular function (GO): xylan 1,4-beta-xylosidase activity; alpha-L-arabinofuranosidase activity
Source: RefSeq, a predicted model, not a curated record